UUUCCCGCCGCCGGGGCAACCGGCACUAACACAGGGCGGCCCCGCCCGGCGGUGGCGGCGCGCGGCUGAGGUGCCGGCUCCGGCAAGCGUGGACUGCUUAUAAACUUUUGAUGUAGAAGAGAUAAACAAGGCUACUUCAAGCUUUUUAGUGUAGUGCAUUGUCGCACAGAUCCAGCCAUGCCUGUGGAAGGGAAAAGUGACCUGGAGAGGAUUGGCCUCUUCAGUGAAAUGAGUUAUAUUACCAUUGGAGAUAAAUACGUAUCACAUUACAUGCGCCCUUUUAAUGAAGCUGCAAGCAAGAACAAACAGAUGUUACCUGGGGGGUCCAAAACAAUGUCAGCUCUGCAGGCAGGUUAUUUUGAUCCUGAGUUUGUGAGAGUUUUCAAUGGUGAAGCCUACGCAGACCCUGUCCAGCUAAGAAGACGCUAUAGAUUGGCAGAAUCAAAGAAAAAUUUGGGCAAAGCUUUUCUUCCCAGUAAUGGAGACAAAUGGCCAUGUGGGCUUGGCAGCUUUUAUGGAACCAUAGGAGGUUCAUAUCCGUACUUCAGUCCACAAGUAAGAGACAAAGCAAGAUACGUUCCUCCUGGAAAGAAUUUUUAUACUAAUCCAGGAAAGAAAGGAACUGGAUACGGUUAUGCAAACCUGACCAUAGGUGAACAAUAUGAGCAUUUACCUGAUGAGUAUGAUUUAGCAAGAAUCAUCGCAAAGAAAGCGCAAGAGCAACAUAAACGGUUGUUUAAAGGAGGGCCUUUCAGGUUAAAUCUAUAUCCCCAGGAGUAUUUUGACAUGAAUCCCUAUUUUACUGACAAACCUUUGCCACCUGAGAAGAAACCACCUUCAGAGAAGCGAGUUGCACUACCUUUCAUACCAAGUUCUCCUGCUAAAAAGGCAGGGGGCAUGAAAGGAGGCACAUUUGACCCUUACCCAAGCCAUUCUGCUGAACCUUAUGUAGUUAAAGACGCUAAGGGUGUCACAUCUAGUAAAGAACGACAGAUUUUUCAUCCUCCUCCUGGACCAAAAAGCAGACCCGUUACAAGCGUAAUGACUUUAAAUGUGAAAAGAUCAUUAAAUGCAAAGAACUACAAGACUGCACAGCUGACAUUUUUUUAGGUAGGAGAGGUGAAAUGCAGGGUCCACGUUUUAGACUCUGAACUGUUAUCAAAGCUAUAAUAAAAAUGUGGAAAGCAGGAUUCAGGUAUACUGGGCAAUCCAGUCUGUUUAAUUAUUGGCAAUGUGAUCUUUUGUUUCUAAAUAUAAAGCUAUAAUUAUUUAAGAUAAUUUAUUAAGUUCAAGGCUGUAUUUUUAUAUACAUUUUCAUCUUAUUGCUUAACUGUACUUUUGAAAGGUACUUUCAGAAAACAUACUUUCUGGUUAGUAAUUUGGGUUGCAAAUUGACUACAUAUUGUAGUAGGAGAAGGUGCGUACAUUUUAAAGUGAGUAUCAGUGUAUGUCUUAACCAAGUUAGUCACAUGUGGCCCACAGUGAAACUAAGGUUAUUAAUUCUCUUUGAUAGAGUUGCAACUUGUACUUUAUUUACACUAUAAUUUUGAGUAAGAACUGUCUUAAAAAUGUGUAAUUUUUAUUUUUGAUGACCUUCUCAAAAUGACCAGUAUUGAGAAUGUUCAGAACCAGGCCACAAGCAGGCUGUUUAUGAAGGGAGGGAUCAUCUCUAUUUACCAGCAUCUAUUUCCUGACAACCAUAAGUGCUGCCACAUUUUCCAAGAGCAGCUUAAUUUCACUUUGCAUACAUGGAAGGUUCCUAACAAACCUCAUCUGUCUUUCAAAGUAGCUUCUUCUUAGAUGGCAUUGUCAUUCUAAAUGUACACCUUACCUCCAUCUUAAUUUUAAUUGGGUUUUUAUAUGUGGUCCAAGAAAUUUAUUCAUGUAAAUCAAAGCUAAUUUAUUACAAAAUUAAAAAAACCGCUCAGCAUUUAUUUAUCCCAAUUAUUACAUGAAGACAAAAUUUCUUUAUUCAUUUUUAUAAGAGAUUUAUCAUACCACUGUAGAAUAUUCAUGAAAUGGUAUCCUGACUGCUGUUCACAGGGUAAUAGUUUUUUAGAGAAAUUCCAGACUGGAUCUCACAUUUCCUGGCAUCAAUGAAAAUAAAAACAAGGCCAAGAACUGUUGGUCAUGUCUUCAAGCAUGUGUUGAAGCAUAAAACCCCUCACCUUGAAAUCAACAGGAUCCAACAAUAUUUAAAAAUAUCAGUUACUCAAGAAUUUUGAUGUUUUCUCUAUCCAUCCAAAGACCUAUAACAGAAUUUCUUCUUUCCUUGUUUAUACCUUGUAUUAGACAACAGUACUGGUGCUGACCUUGGGUACCUUAGUGUCCUCUUUCAGGAGCAUUUGCCAUGUUGUUCACUUGUGAAGUCUGCAGACACAGCAUUCCUAGGCAGACUGAACCAUACUGUACUUCCUAACUGCUCUUCUGAUGUAGUAUGGCUGAUGAAGACCAUUCUGAAGUUCUUUCUGUCUCUUCUCUUUUUGCAAUUGUUCCUCUUCUGUUUUCUUCUGUAUUUCAAUAAUCUUUUAAUUCACUUACAAGACUGAAAUACUGAAAGCUGAUUAAAAUGUGUGACACUUAAUUAAUAAAAUCAGUCCAGCUUGUUUGAGAAGGCGAUAGCGUAUGUGGACUGGCCUCGUGCGCUCAUCAUGGGAGCCAGUAACUUCACCUGAUACGUCCCCACCAGAAAAUGGGUGAUCCCAGGGAGCUGUCCCCCGAUCCUAGCUAGGACCUCAGUAUGUUGUUUUAACACAAGUAAUAAUUGUGUCCUUUGGCUUCUUGGCAGUACCUUUGAGCGUGAUGAUGAAAUUUAGAACUUUCUUAAAUUUCAUUACCCAGUUGUCUGAAGUAAGGAGGACAUUAGACAUUAGUUACAUGGUUUUCAUAAUAACAGCUUCCCUACAUCCUUACAGUAUAGAUAUAGCCAGUCACCUUUAUAACUGAUUCUGACUAUCUCAGGAGAGGGUACUUCAAAGACCCAAAAGGGUACCGACAGGCUUUUGGUAUUGCUGCCUUGGAGAUGGAGGAAAUUAAGCAGCUGUCCACCUUGCCUGGUCUCUCAGAGGAUCCUUCUGUUGUGGGGUUGCUGAAGGUUGAACAAGUGCCAGUUGUGACCACAACAGUGCACCGGCGGCAAUAUUGCACCACCCGAGACUGCCUGAUUCCCAUCCAUAAGGUGAUCCAUAGGCUGGAGAGCCAAGGAGUGAUCAGCAGGACCCGCUCAUCCAUUAAUUAGCCCCAUAUCGCCAGUGCGAAAGUCUGAUGGAGAGUGGAG
Molecule: messenger RNA, 3277 nt
Organism: Strigops habroptila (Kakapo)
Lineage: Eukaryota; Metazoa; Chordata; Aves; Psittaciformes; Psittacidae
Gene: CFAP96
Product: chromosome 7 C4orf47 homolog
Exons: 8
Coding region: 178-1110 (310 amino acids)
Cellular component (GO): centrosome
Source: RefSeq, a predicted model, not a curated record